ACAUAAACUAUUCUUUCUUAUCUUGGCUAUGAUGGAUAAUUGACCUAGGUGAAGCUAUAUAUCCAUCAUCGUCAUGAGCAUUAUGAUUGGCUUACGUCAAUAUUCCGAUAUGACACGAAAGUCAACUGAAAGAAAUUUAGUCACAGUGGCUUUCUCACUGCGGCAUUUUAUUUUCCUUUUUCUUUUUUUCCCUUUUCAUUUUUCCCUUUUCAUUUUUUUUAUUUUCAUUUUUAGUGGAUAAGUAAACUGCUUGAAUUUUUUCCCGGUGUAUCCUACUAUCCAUAUUCUCUUUUCCUCCCCUUUGUAGACUCAUGUUGAAAUCCACAUAUCCUUUUCAAAGUCAAACUUUACCUUCACCACCCCUCCAGACCAUGACACCUGAUCAACAAAAAUACUGCAGUGCCAUCAUGCGCAACUUAAAGAAACACCGUGACGCUGCUCCAUUCUUGAACCCAGUUGAUUAUGUCAAACUAAACGUACCUGAUUAUCCGACCAUCAUUAAACAACCCAUGCAUUUACUGUUAGUUGACCAAAAACUCAAUCAAUCUGAAUACACGGCUGUAGAGGACUUUAUUUCAGAUGUGCGACUCAUCUUUAACAAUUGCUUUAAAUACAAUGGACCUGAAGCCAUGAUUUCUGUCUUGUGUCAAAAUGUCGAAUCUGCGUUUGAAAAGAGUUUACGUCAAAUGCCACCGUCUCAUCCAUCGUCACCCAAAAUAGCACUCUCGCCUUCUGUGUCGCCACCACCCCAAGAGCAUUUCACAAAACCUAUUUCUGAAGAUCUGAAUCGACCUAAACGUGAAAUCCAUGUGCCUUCCAAAGAUUAUCCACAGACACUCACACACAACAAACGCACUCUGUCUGCCGACCUCAAGUUUUGUAGUCAGAUAUUACGUGAAAUGAAACGGGCUAAAUACAGAGCUAUUUCCUACCCUUUUCUUCAACCAGUGGAUCCAGUUGCACUCAAUAUACCUGAUUACCCCACCAUUGUCAAACGACCGAUGGAUCUAUCGACUAUGGAACGUAAAUUGACACAGCAGGAAUAUAGGACAGCAGAUGAGUUUGAAAGUGAUAUGAGUUUAAUGUUCUCCAACUGUUAUCUGUACAAUCCACCUAGUUUACCUAUUUAUUCAAUGGCCAAACAGUUUGAAAAGGUCUUUCGUGAUAAAUGGGAGCAUAAGCCAGUGGUUGAAAAGAAAAAGACCAAGGCAGCCAAGACAAGUGAUGUAGAAGAGGAUGAUGAUCGCAUUGCUGAACUAGAACGUCAUAUUGCCAGUAUUUCAGAACAAAUAGCGUCUAUCAAAUCUUCUAAAAAGCAACCUCGUCGUGUAAAACGUAAAAGACCAGAACCAAAGAAAGAAGAAUUCACAUUUGAACAAAAGAAAGAAUUGAGUGAGAUGAUUAAUGAACUGACAGGAGAUAAACUGGAUACAGUGGUGUCCAUCAUUCAGAAUUCAAUGCCUAAUUUACAAGGAGAUGGACAACAAGAGAUUGAAUUAGACAUUGAUUCUCUGGACAUUCAAACAUUACAUCGUCUAAGUGAAUUUGUAAACCCAAAAGCAAAAAAGAAAGCUAAAAGAUUAAGAACAAACUAUUCUACAAAACGACAAGAUCAACGUAUCAAGACACUACAAGACCAACUCGACAAAUUCAAUGCUUAUCCUCAAGAAGGUUCUUCUUCAUCCUCAGAAGAAGAUUCAGAUGAAGAUCGUUCCUCUGGUUCUUCUAGUUCUGACUCUGACUAAGGAGAUAUGCAAUAAAAUAGGAGAAAUAAAGGGGGAGAGGGGAGAGUUAAUAAAAACAAAGUCUAUAUUGAAUUUCACUCCCUUUCA
This is a messenger RNA of Gilbertella persicaria, 1832 nucleotides long. RefSeq names its product Bromodomain-containing protein. Gene Ontology annotation, biological process: regulation of DNA-templated transcription; chromatin remodeling. Gene Ontology annotation, cellular component: chromatin; nucleus. Bases 312 to 1745 code for a protein of 477 amino acids. The record is from RefSeq and is a predicted model, not a curated record. The transcript is spliced from 5 exons. NCBI's taxonomy places the organism in Eukaryota, Fungi, Mucoromycota, Mucoromycetes, Mucorales, Choanephoraceae.